Messenger RNA from Phragmites australis (common reed), 1240 nucleotides. Its product is annotated as fruit protein pKIWI502-like. The transcript has 5 exons. Gene Ontology annotation, molecular function: oxidoreductase activity. The record is from RefSeq and is a predicted model, not a curated record. Bases 106 to 987 code for a protein of 293 amino acids. Lineage: Eukaryota; Viridiplantae; Streptophyta; Magnoliopsida; Poales; Poaceae.
CACCUCUUCCAUUCUUCUGCUAUCCGUUCCGCUCCCCACAGCUUUCUCGGCGCUGCCUCCCGCCGUCCCACGACCCACUUUCCUGCGCCGCCCCCACCCGUCGCGAUGGCCGCCGUCUCCGCGCCUCCCCGUCCUACAAGCCUCCUCCCUAUCCCCUCCUUCGCCUCCACCUCCCACCUCCCAAUGCGCGCGCUCCCCAUCCUCCGCCGCCGCGUCCGCCCCCUCACCACCGCGUACGCCGUGCGGCAGGACGCGGCCGUCUGGACUCCCGCGCCCGUCUCCGCUGUCGGCGCCGCCAACGCAGACGGCUCUGUCUUCCACGUCGCCGUCGACCUCUCCGACGCCGCGGAGCUCGCGGACUCCUACGUCGCGCCGGGGCAGUACCUCCAGGUCCGCGUCCCCUCUGGCGGAGACGGGGAGCUCAAGCCAGCGUUCAUGGCCGUCGCCUCGCCCCCCAGCGCGGGGGCCCGGUUCGAAUUCCUGAUCAAGUCCGUGCCGGGGACCACCGCGGAGCGGCUGUGCGGACUCCGCGACGGGGACGUUGUCGAGCUCGGAGCCGUCAUGGGGAAGGGGUUCCUCGUCGAGAGGUUAGCGCCGCCAGACUCCGCGCAGACCGUGCUUAUCUUCGCCGCCGGGACGGGGAUCAGUACAAUUCGUUCACUUGUCGAGUCCGGUUUUGCUGCCAAUGAAAGAGCUGAUGUGAGACUUUACUAUGGUGCCAGAAGUCUACAAGCUAUGGCAUAUCAGGAUAGAUUUAAGAACUGGGAGUCAACUGGACUUAAAAUAAUACCAGUCUUGUCGCAACCAGAUGAUAGUUGGAAAGGUGAGCGGGGAUAUGUUCAGCAUGCUUUCUUGAGAGCCAAGAACAUUGUAAAUCCGUCUUCCACAGGAGCAGUGUUAUGUGGACAGAAGCAAAUGCAUGAGGAGAUCACCGUAGCCCUUGUUGCGGAUGGCGUAUCCCAAGAUAAAAUUUUGACGAACUUCUAAGAGAUUGCGGGCCUCCUGUAAUGUGACGUGAUUCAUUUGGCCUCAUUGUGUAAAUUUAUUCUUAGACCUCACUGUCAUGUUCCAUUGGUAUAUGAAUUACUGUACUUUAGCACCGGACCAUUUGGGGUUAACCUAUUUGGUUCCAUUAUUUUGAAUUUUUUGUUGCACAUAAAUAUGUUAUGUAUUAGCAGCACAAUUGUUUAUCGUGCUAGCUUAAAAAGCUAGUGGCGUGAAGCUACCGUGUGCCAGAUUA